Molecule: messenger RNA, 1248 nt
Organism: Peronospora matthiolae
Lineage: Eukaryota; Oomycota; Peronosporomycetes; Peronosporales; Peronosporaceae
Source: the annotation of a GenBank genome assembly
AUGAUAAGCAGCGAGUCAAGUGACGAGGAGCUCUUUCAACCUGCUGCUAACGUCGCCACUGCAGCUGCAGCUCGAAAGCCAAAGCGCGUGCAGCCGAAACCUCUUGUAUCUGCUCCCGCACUUCCACCCUCGAGUGAUGAGGUGACCAGCCAGAAACGUCGCGCAGAAACAGCCGUCGAGUCCGUCUCAACUGAUCCCGAAAUGGCUCAGAGACUGAAACGAGAAGCCCGAAAGAAGCGCAAAGUCGAGGAAAAAGAGGCCCGAGCAGCAGAGAAGCAGCAGCAGCAGAAGGACCAAUUGGACACUGAACGGGCGGUGAAAGGGCGCGCUUUCACGCUGAGUCUGGCCAUCCCCGGGUCCAUCCUGGACAAUGCCCAGACCAAAGAGCUCAAGACGUACGUGGCUGGCCAAGUCGCUCGAGCUGCGGUGAUCUUUCAAGUGGACGAGAUCGUCGUGUUUGAUGACCAAUUGGGCACGAAAGGGAGGACCACGGGCGUGCCCGUGCCUCGCUCGCACGACUGUCACGUGUUUAUGGCUCGGAUCUUGCAGUACUUGGAGACGCCGCAGUACUUGCGUCGUGCGUUGUUUCCCAUGCACUCGGAUUUGAGCUGUGCAGGACUGUUGAACCCAUUGGAUUGCCCGCAUCACUUGCGGGCGCAAGAGUGGAGCGUCUAUCGCGAAGGGGUGGUGACAGAUCGACCGCUGAAGGAGAAGGAAGGCUCGCAUGUUUAUGUUGGACUACAGCGCGAAGUGGUGGUCGAUAAACGCGUGAAGCCUGGCAUUCGAGUCACGGUGAAGAUUGAUGAAGCGUCCAAGGAGUUUAAGAAAAAAAUGACGGGCAGACUGGUGUCGUCUGCUGAACCACGCGAGCAGCUUGGGGUGUACUGGGGCUACACGACUCGCUUUGCGUCUUCAUUGAGUAAUGUAUGGACCGACUGCCCGUUCCCUGGAGGCUACGAUCUGAAAGUCGGCACAUCCGAACGUGGAAAUGUCUCGGUCGAUGACGCCGACUUUGCACUGCCAAAGUUCCGUCAUGCACUCAUCGUUUUUGGCGGUGUGGCUGGUAUCGAAGAGUGCGUGGACGCUGAUGAGAAGAUUCCUUUGACGGGUGCGGACUCGAGCACUCUUUUUGACAUGUGGGUCAACACGUGUCCUGAUCAAGGCAGUCGAACGAUUCGUUUAGAGGAGGCGCUGCUGGUCUCCCUUGCAGCUUUCCGACCACAUGUUGCUCGUGGUGGGCGAGCGUGA